UCGGCGGGUCCUAAUCUGCUUUCUGGAGCUUUAUCGUUCCUUAUCUAUUUACCCCUUCAGCCGAAUGAGUCCUUUACCUCUGCUACCCUUCCUCAGCCUCUGCACCUUCUGCUACCUGCAGAGUGAAGCAGGGCAGGUGCUCGAGAGAACUAUUGAGGAAUGGAUGAGGUACAGGGAAGAGUGCUACCAGAAGAUGUCUAGCACUCCAAAGCCCAUGGGGCUACAUUGUAACCGUACUUUUGAUUUAUACGCCUGCUGGCCAGAUGGAUCGCCGGGGAACGUCACUAAUGUGUCCUGCCCUUACUAUUUACCAUGGUUUCCAAAAGUGCGUCACGGACUGGUGUCACGGCGAUGUGGGCAGGAUGGGCUCUGGGCGACAAUGAAUGGGACCCAGCCCUGGAGAGACUCAUCACAGUGCGAAGACGAUGCCGAAGUGACCACAGAUGAGGUUGUAACUCGGAACCUGUUACUCAGCUUCCAGGCUCUCUACACCGUCGGGUACUCUGUGUCUCUGCUGGCCCUGAUAUCAGCCCUGCUAAUUCUCACCUUGUGCAGGAAACUUCGUUGCACCCGAAAUUACAUUCAUGCCAACUUGUUCUUCUCGUUUGCUCUGCGCGGGAUCUCUGUUAUCGUUAAAGAUAUAUUACUAGAGAAGCGGUGGGGAAUGCAAAUUAUCGAGGUCACCGACUGGGAGAUCCUGAUCAGCAAUGAGGCAGCGAUCGGAUGCCGCAUGGCGCAGGUUGUCAUGCAAUACUGCAUAUUGGCCAACCAUUAUUGGUUUGUGGUGGAGGCGGUUUACCUGUACAAGCUGCUGGUCGGAGCAGGGUUCUUCGAGAAGAAUAUAUAUACCCUGUACCUGUAUCUCGGUUGGGGGACUCCGCUUCUGUUUGUGGUUCCCUGGAUGACAAUGAAAUAUCUGAAGGAAAAUUCAGAAUGUUGGGCUCUAAAUGAGAACAUGGCGUAUUGGUGGAUAAUCCGGAUCCCCAUCCUGCUGGCCUCUCUGGUAAACCUUGUAAUCUUCAUGAAAAUAUUGAAGAUGAUAUUGUCCAAGCUCAGAGACAAUCAGAAAGGAUACCCAGACUACAAGCUUAGAUUGGCAAAGGCCACGUUAACCCUCAUUCCACUCUUUGGGAUUCAUGAAGUGGUGUUCAUCUUUGCCACGGAUGAGCAGACAUCUGGAAUCCUGCGAUAUGUUAAGGUCUUCUUUAACCUCUUCCUGAACUCCUUUCAGGGAUUCAUGGUCGCAGUCCUCUACUGUUUUGCUAACAAAGAAGUAAGGUCCGAGAUCCUGAAGAAGUGGCAUCUUUGGAAAUUGGACAGAACGGCCCAGCUGUGUCGUCCGUGACCCCUGCUCAUAUUCAUUAUCGGGGACAGACAGCGCAUGUGCACGGCCCGUGGUACUGGCAAAACGAACUGCCUUAGUAAUGGACAUUAAGCUGAUUAGCAUGAGGUCCCUGUGAAUAGUGUUAAAUAAUACACAUUGACCCCAACUGUGUCCUUCCGAGCCGGCCUUCUAAAAGGCGCACAAUGGCAGUUCGUAUGAAGAUGUAAACGUUACCUGGUUCUUCAUCUAAUAUACCCCGAAGCUCAUCCUCAGGGAAGCCUCAAUAAGGCAGACUCAAAUAAAGUUUAAAGGGUCUAAAGGAGAGAAUCCAGCGGUGCAAA
Molecule: messenger RNA, 1665 nt
Organism: Spea bombifrons (plains spadefoot toad)
Lineage: Eukaryota; Metazoa; Chordata; Amphibia; Anura; Pelobatidae
Product: glucagon receptor-like
Exons: 13
Coding region: 65-1345 (426 amino acids)
Biological process (GO): adenylate cyclase-modulating G protein-coupled receptor signaling pathway; cell surface receptor signaling pathway
Cellular component (GO): plasma membrane
Molecular function (GO): glucagon receptor activity; peptide hormone binding
Source: RefSeq, a predicted model, not a curated record